AUGAUAAUUUCAGUACUGGCAGCUUCUGUCCUUGUCAGUCCAACAUUCAUCUCUCCAGCUGUAAACAUGCUGCUGCUGCUCCUACUGCUGUCAUCAGGUGUUGGCAAGGCUCAGCGUGUGAUGGGCCAGAAGAAUAAUGGCUCGUGCGUUUGUGAGGUGAACUCCAAAAUGUGGUCAUUCCCUGCUGCGAGUUACGGGGCCGUGCUGCAGCAGGUUCAGUCCUGUGAGGGAUCACUGAAGAGCCUGCAGGAAAUGGUAGAGCUAUCCAGCCAGCGGCUCCCUGAGAUCCUGGCUCUGAUCAAGAAUUUGACAGACCGACUGGAGCCUCACCAGUACUUGCACAACCAGGGCCUUUACACAGACUUGUCUCUGCACCUGCUGAGCCAGGAGCUCAGCCAGCUGGAGACAGACAUUGUCUCCAUCCACAGCCAGUUAAACAACACCCAAACACGGACACUCUCCAAAGAGGUGGGUAAACUGCGUGCAGAUGUAGUCAGGAUGAAAAUGUCAGACACAAUUAACAUGAAGACUGUCAAAGAGAAACUGCGCUAUCUGAAGAACACUGCUGAAUCCUGCAAGUCAAUCCCCAAAGACUUCAGAGGUCAGUACCCGCACUGCCUCAAAGGCCUGAUGUCCAACAUUAGCGAUCCUGUCACGACCAAGGUCAGUCCCUAUGGUAAGAGCUAUAUAUCUGGAUCUUGGGGCAAACAGGCCCAGGUGGACAGUGAAGGGCAGAGGAACAGCUACUGGGUUCAGCCUCUGCUCAACAGCCACAUCUGGGGCAACACCCUGCGCGUAUAUCAAACCCAUGAAGACUUCAUGGCCUCCGCCAACCAUAGGGACUUUACCUUUGCUCCAUCCUACACUCACGCAGACGCCAUUGAGGGUCCCAGUGCUACUUUAUAUGGUGAAGCACUGUACUACCACUGCUACCGCUCUGCAGAUGUCUGCCGCUAUGACCUGAACAGCAACACUGUCAAGCGGGUGACACUGCCAGGAACUGGCGUGGGCUUCAACAACAAGUUCCCAUAUUGUUACUAUGACUGCCGGGCCAAUACUGAUGUGGAUAUAGAGGCAGAUGAGAUGGGACUAUGGGCCCUCUAUGCCACUGUUGGUAACCAUGGUAAUCUAGUGGUGAGCCGGCUAAUUUGGGACAAUGAGGCUGAGACACUUAAUGUCUCACAGACAUGGGAGACAAGGAUUUUCAAGAGGGCAGUGAGCAAUGCCUUCAUGGUGUGCGGUGUGCUCUAUGCCACUCGUUAUGUUGACGAACACAGCGAGGAGGUGUUCUACGCCUUCGACACAGCAACAGGCAAAGAAGACAACUCACUGGCACUGCCAAUGGAGAAGGUAGCUAAAGGAGUGGCCAGCCUGAGCUAUAACCCCACCAACAGGAUGAUCUACAUGUAUAACGAUGGAUAUCUACUGGCCUACCAGGCCCACUUCUGAGCUUAAACUGUUGUAACUGGCUAUUUCCUGCAAUUUAUUCAUGCAUAUCAUGUACAACAAGAAUUACACAUAACUAAAGGUGAUGCAGCUCAAUAUAUGUCGAACCAUAUCGUAUUAGCAGUCAGGUAUUCAGUGUUGUUAUUUGUAGAGCAUAUCACAUACUGUAAGUGGUAACAAAUGUUUGUAAUGUAACACAGAAUGUUAUCAAGUUGGACAAUCAAUAAAAAUAAAUCACAUAAUAAAAA
Messenger RNA from Epinephelus lanceolatus (giant grouper), 1694 nucleotides. Its product is annotated as olfactomedin-like. The record is from RefSeq and is a predicted model, not a curated record. Gene Ontology annotation, biological process: signal transduction. Lineage: Eukaryota; Metazoa; Chordata; Actinopteri; Perciformes; Serranidae.